UCCAAUUCUCACCGCGCAGCGAGGGACACAGUGGAUCACUGAUCACGGAAAGAGCCGAAAAUGUCGGCUGGUCAUGUGAUCAGCUGUGUCCAAUCACAGCUGAUCACAUGGCACUGAUGAUCAGUGUGCCCUGAUGAUCAGUGUAGCCCUAGCAGUGCCGCCUGUCAGUGUCCACCAGUGCCUUGUGUCAGUACUCAUCAGUGCCUCGUGCCAGUGCCCAUCAGUGCCACAUCAAUGCCACAUAUCAGUGCUAUCAGUGCACAUCAAUGCCACAUAUCAGUGCCCAUCUGAGUUGCCUUUCAGUGUCACCCAUCGGUGCCAGUCAGUGCCACCUAUCAAUGCCAAUCAGUGCCACCUAUCAGUGCUGCCAGUC
Staurois parvus is the source of this 373-nucleotide messenger RNA. NCBI's taxonomy places the organism in Eukaryota, Metazoa, Chordata, Amphibia, Anura, Ranidae. The record is from the annotation of a GenBank genome assembly.